This is a messenger RNA of Cotesia congregata, 309 nucleotides long. Lineage: Eukaryota; Metazoa; Arthropoda; Insecta; Hymenoptera; Braconidae. The record is from the annotation of a GenBank genome assembly.
UCUCAUACUAUUCUGUUAGUACAGCCGGGAAAUCGUCCUGAGACUCGCACUUAUUCUGAUUAUGAAAGUGUUAACGAGUGCCUUGAAGGCGUCUGUAAGAUUUACGAAGAACACUUGAAAAGAAGGAACCCAAAUACUCCGACAAUAACCUACGACAUAAGUCAAUUGUUUGACUUUAUCGAUCAAUUAACGGAUCUCUCGUGUCUGGUUUAUCAAAAAUCAACAAACACGUACGCUCCUUACAAUAAAGACUGGAUUAAAGAAAAAAUAUAUGUCUUAUUGCGCCGUGCUGCCGGUCACAGUGAGUGA